AUGACUUCAUUGCCAAAGAAACUAGAGGGGAAAGUUGCCAUCGUGACUGCAUCCACGGAAGGAAUUGGUUACGCUGUUGCAAAACGACUCGCGGAAGAUGGCGCCAGUGUUAUGAUAAGUAGUCGUAGGCAGAAAAAAGUUGACGAAGCUGUGGCUAAGUUGAAAUCUGAAAAUCUGACAAACGUAAAAGGAGUUGUUUGUCAUGCUGGUAAAGAAGAUCACAGGAAUUACUUGAUCGAGGAAACGCUGCGAAGUUUUGGAGGAAUUGAUAUGCUAGUGUGCAAUGCAGCAAGCAAUCCAUCCCCUGGACCGUUUUUUGAUACGACUGAAGAAGCCUGGGAUAAGGUAUUUCAUGUUAAUUUAAAAUCGGCAUUUUUGCUGAUCAAAGCCGUCAUUCCAUACAUGGAGAAACGUGGGGGUGGUAGUAUUGUAACGGUAUCGUCUGUAGUUGCCCACAGAACAGAUGCAGUACCGGGAGUACACGCAUCGGCAUACGGGAUCAGUAAAAUAUCCUUGAUAGGGCUAACUAAAGCACUUGUACCAGAAUGUGCUGCGAAAAACAUCAGGAUCAAUUGCAUGUCACCAGGGGUUAUAGAGACUCGUUUCAGUGAAGUGAUUUGGAAAAACUCCUUUGCAAAUAAAAAUGCCAUGGCGUUAAUUCCAAUGAAAAGAUUGGGACAGUCAUCUGAAUGUGCCGGCGUCGUUUCAUUUCUGUGUUCCGAUGAUUCUUCCUACAUCAGUGGAGAAACUAUCAUAGUUGGUGGCGGCAUGUCUUGCAGGCUUUAG
Messenger RNA from Saccoglossus kowalevskii, 786 nucleotides. RefSeq names its product dehydrogenase/reductase SDR family member 4-like. Lineage: Eukaryota; Metazoa; Hemichordata; Enteropneusta; Harrimaniidae. The record is from RefSeq and is a predicted model, not a curated record. Gene Ontology annotation, molecular function: carbonyl reductase (NADPH) activity.